Messenger RNA from Daldinia caldariorum, 1187 nucleotides. RefSeq lists its product as uncharacterized. Bases 498 to 1109 code for a protein of 203 amino acids. The transcript is spliced from 2 exons. NCBI's taxonomy places the organism in Eukaryota, Fungi, Ascomycota, Sordariomycetes, Xylariales, Hypoxylaceae. The record is from RefSeq and is a predicted model, not a curated record.
UCACGCGGCCUGAUCCCGCUCGUGCCGUCACGAAAUCCAGAUCUUUAGAGUCUGGACAUAACCCGGAACGUAGCAACGCCCAGGCUGCUAGGCUGAACAGGGCUGAGCUACAUACCUCCAUAAGCUGCGCCGCACGGGGUAAUUUCCUGUCGCUUACGGUGUGGAUCGGUAUAGCUUUUAUGACCCUUCAACAAAUGCACGUUUACUCGUGUAAAUGCCUUAGCAUGGAAUCAGCGUUGCAGGAACGUUCUUAAUGGUAUAGUAGUCCCAGGCUUCACCGAUUAUGGCAUCUGUUGCGGUCUAGUCGGUGAGCUGGAGUGGAAUCUCGCGGUUCGCGUUAUGCCGGGGGCGACGUUCAGGAUUUCAUCAAGGCUGAAUAGAUUGAUCUAUAAAGAGAGGGUGUUAUCCGGCGUGUUCACGAUGGUAUUUAUUCUGGAUCACGACGACAUCCCACUUGCCUCUUUCACUGACCAGGACCAAGCUCACACUCGUUCAAAAUGAAGUCUUUACUCUUAACGCUCUCUGUGGCCACCGCCGUCAGUGCCAUCCCCAACAUUACUGUCGUUCCUAAAGAGAACAAAUGCAGCAACUGGCCUUUCUUUCGCCAGAUGUCCAGCGUUGCCGGACCUUGGGUUCUCUUCGCCGACUCGACCGGCAAAGAUAUUGACGGUUAUAAAGCCACAUAUACUACCAACUCGGAUAAGACACUCGCUUCAGCUUGGUUGGGCAUAAGCAACAUCAAGGAUGCGGCAGUUCCUCAAAUCCAGUGCCAAGCGUUUGGCAGCGCGGAGAUGUUAGCCGUGAACGUAGACGGCCAUUACGAGCCCCUCAGCAUAUCGGAGUACAUCUACCACCAGUACGAUGGGUUGAUCUUCGUGCAGACUGUGGCGAGGGGAGCUCCUAUCGAGCCUCAUUGGCAUUACUACCCGAACGGCACGCGACAGGACGGCACGUUCCUGGGGUGGAACAACUUCACGACUUGGGCGUACCUACUCAAUGAAGAGUCCCGCUCGUACCGGGUUCGCCUUUUGACGGACACCUCCCGGGGUCUCGUAGAUGGCGAAUUUACUGGCUUCAUUAGAGCCGGAUUUCCAGGUCUGUCGGAUUAAGAGAGUACCUAUAACGGAAGAUGAGCAAGGUUGUAAUACUUCAUAUCUUAUACCCUUAAUAUAUACAUAUUCCACUGU